Molecule: messenger RNA, 1209 nt
Organism: Vicia villosa (hairy vetch)
Lineage: Eukaryota; Viridiplantae; Streptophyta; Magnoliopsida; Fabales; Fabaceae
Product: probable indole-3-pyruvate monooxygenase YUCCA10
Exons: 3
Coding region: 1-1149 (382 amino acids)
Molecular function (GO): flavin adenine dinucleotide binding; NADP binding; monooxygenase activity
Source: RefSeq, a predicted model, not a curated record
AUGCAAGAAUUCACUGUUGUAAUUGUUGGUGGUGGUCCUUCUGGCCUAGCAAUUUCAGCUUUACUAAGUCAAAACUCCAUUUCUCACGUCAUACUUGAAAAAGAGGAGUGCAAUGCUUCUCUUUGGAGAAAAAAUGCUUAUGAUCGUUUGAACCUCCACUUAGCUAGUGAAUUUUGCUCUUUACCCCUCAUGCCACAUCCAUCCUCUAGCCCAACAUACCUAACCAAAGACCAAUUUCUUCAAUACAUAGAUAAAUAUGUUGAUCAUUUUGACCUAAAACCUCGUUAUUACCGUGUCGUUGAGUUUGCUAAGUAUGAUGAAGUUAAAAACAAAUGGGUUAUUGAAGCAAAAAACACCAUUGAAGGUACCUUAGAAGUUUAUGGGGCAAAGUUUCUUGUGGUUGCAUCUGGUGAAAAUAGUGAAGGUUUUAUUCCGGAUGUGUCUGGAUUAGGACAAUUUGAAGGAGAUGUGAUACACUCCAAGAACUACAAAUCUGGUUCGAAAUAUAAAUCAAAAGAUGUUUUGGUUGUUGGGUGUGGUAACUCAGGAAUGGAGAUUGCAUAUGAUCUCCAUAACUGGGGUGCUAACACUUCCAUUGUUAUUCGAAAUCCGCUUCAUGUCUUCACCAGAGAUAUGAUUCGUUUAGGGAUGCGCUUGGUGCAAUAUAUUCCUGUUUAUAUAGUGGAUACAAUCAUUACACUCCAAGCAAAAUUCAAAUAUGGCGAUCUGUCCCAAUACGGGAUUUAUCGUCCUAAAGAUGGACCUUUGUAUCUCAAAAACACUACCGGAAAAUCUGCCGUUAUUGAUGUUGGAACCAUUGAAAAAAUUAAGGAAGGAGCUAUAAAGGUUGUUCCUUCAGGUAUAAAGAAAAUUGUGAAGAAAAAUAUUAUCUUUGAAAAUAAUGUGGAAAGAGAGUUUGAUGCAAUUAUUUUUGCUACCGGUUACAAAAGUGUAGCUAAUGGAUGGCUAAAGGAUUAUAAAUAUGCUCUUAAUGAAAAGGGAUUUCCUAAAAAUCCUUUUCCAAAACAUUGGAAGGGAGAUCGUGGAUUGUACUGUGCUGGACUUGCAAGAAAAGGUUUGUUUGGAGUCAAAAAGGAUGCUGAGGCAAUUGCUGAAGACAUCAAGCAAAUUUUAAAGUUGAAAAAUUAAUUAUUAUUAUGCAUUGAAUAAGUCUUGUAUGCCCUUUUAGUUUCUACAUUAAUUAAUGAA